This is a messenger RNA of Penaeus vannamei (Pacific white shrimp), 3014 nucleotides long. Lineage: Eukaryota; Metazoa; Arthropoda; Malacostraca; Decapoda; Penaeidae. The record is from RefSeq and is a predicted model, not a curated record.
CCGCAGCCAAUCAGAAGCCUCGCCCCUCAGAAGCUGGAUUCUGAUUGGCUCUCGGCGCUGCUCGUCAAUGGGCGUUUUAUGGAGUGUCAACAAAGCAGAAGAUCAGCAGACGGGAGACAGUGACAGAAAAGAAAUAUAACUUAGAUCAGAAGAGAGACAGGAAGUGACGAGGUGAAAGAUGUAUCCAGCAAGCCCAAGACUGGGCAGGGCUCAUCUUGGUGCUUCAACUUUCUUUGCUUCGGCUCAUCCUAGUGAAUCUUGCGGCAGCAAUGGCCUGCCCCUCACGCCAAACUCCAUACGCAUAUAUGGCCGCGCACAAGCCCUGGGGCUCAUUAAUCAUCCCCAUUUGUGUGCUUAUGUGGACAUCCAUAGAGGAAAACAUGAAAGAAUAAUGGUAAUACAAGAAUACUAUCGAAUGAAUUUACGUAUGGCGGCAGAGAAGUAUGAGCAGUUUAGAAAUCAAAAUGGAUUAGCGCAAGUGGCCCAUCAGGUCAUUCAAGGGCUUGUAUACCUCAACAACUUUGGAACUGUGAACUGCAGCUUGAGUCCAGACAAUAUCUUAAUUGAUCCAUGGGGAAAGGCAAAGCUAUACAAUUAUGGACUCUAUUACAUGACAGAAGCAGGCACAGCAGUUUCGUUUCCUCUUGGGGUUGUGCAGUAUACAGCACCGGAGGUACUGCUGCAGGGUGGGACCCAGGACAGUGGGACAGGCACUUCUACUGUGUCAGGCAAUCCAGCUUGGGAUGUCUGGUCUCUUGGCAUAAUUUUGGCUGAAUUAGCUCUUGGCUGCAAGCUUUUUUCCAGAACGGAAGGUGUAGAAAACAUAGUAGGUGAAGUGUUGAAAUUGACUCAAACAAAUGAUCCCCUUAAGUGUUUGGCCCAGAUGCAUGAUGCUGUUGACAAACUUGAUGCUCUGAGUGAAGAAAUGAGAAACUUCCUCUGUCAGUGUUUGACAGUUGAUGCUGAAGAAAGACCUCUGCCACGCAACCUACUGUCUCACCCGCUCUUCCAGCCUUUCAUCAUUUCCGCUUCUCUUGUGCCAAUUCUUCCUCAUUUUCCAGUCAUUGAUCCCUCUCUGUGCCUUGUUGACUUUGCACAGUACAAGGCAAAAUUGGGUGUUAUGGAAGAAGAUAAAGGUGAGAUGCUGUUGGACUAUCCUCUAAUACAGGACUCAGAGGAUUAUCAGACCACACCUGUUGAUGAGAAUAUGACAUACAGGAAGUGCAAAAGAGAUCAACUAAGUGAAAGAAGCAUGAAGGAGAUUUAUUAUAUAUGGCAACUAGCCGGUGGUAAUGUUGAGCAAGAACUGAAAAAACAAAAAUUGAUCCGGACAAAGCCAGCCAUAUUAACAUUGCCGUGUAUAAUGGGUGUUGAAGGAGAGGUCUUCGGUGGAGGUAUGAAUCGCCAUCAGUUGUUGGAGGCAACGACAAUCAUUCUGCCUUUGCACAACUUGAGGAAUAGGCUAGACCACAUUCCCCCUGAAAAAUAUUAUCCUCUUAUAACACAGGGUGAGUGCGGCACAGAUGAACUAGAGACCAGCCAGCUUCCGUUAGUCAUUAGAGAACGGGAUGUGGAAUACCAGUUCCAUCGCUUAUUGAUCUUUGAGAGAUUAUUACAGGCCUAUCCUUUCAAAGCUGAAUGCAUUCUAAAGGAAGCCAGGAAAGACAUUCCGCCAUUUUUUAGAGCCCUUGUUUGGGCAUCUCUUCUGCGUGUUGAUGGUGCUGUGGCACAGACAUACCAGCAAGUGGACAAAGAAACCCCAACACCCACAGAUAGACAGAUUGAAGUAGACAUUCCUCGUUGCCAUCAAUAUGAUGAGCUGCUGUCAUCGCCUCAGGGACAUGCUAAAUUCACUCGUGUGCUGAAAGCCUGGGUUGUAUCGCAUCCACACUUGGUGUACUGGCAAGGCCUAGACUCACUCUGUGCACCAUUUUUGUACUUGAAUUUCAACAAUGAAGCUCUAGCAUACUCAUGCUUGUGUGGAUUUAUUGAUAAAUAUCUGCACAAGUUUUUCUUAAGAGACAAUAGUGCUGUCAUUCAGGAAUAUCUUGCCAAGUUUUCACAUAUGAUUGCCUUCCACGAUCCACAACUGUUUAACCACUUGGAUAACAUUGGAUUUAUCCCUGAGUUGUAUGCCAUCCCGUGGUUUCUUACUAUGUACACACAUGUGUUUCCUCUUCACAAAAUUUUCUUGUUGUGGGACACACUGCUUCUGGGAGAAGCAUCGCUGCCGCUGUGUGUAGGUGUUGCAAUUUUACGACAGUUGAAGGAUCGGCUACUGCAGUUUGGCUUUAAUGAGUGUAUUCUUCUUUUCUCAGAUAUGCCAGAUAUAGAUAUGGAGCGUGUUGUGCGAGAGUCUGUCCAGGUAUUUUGCUCAACACCUCCGUCAGUCACCUUCAGGCAACACGAGAAACCUCCAGUGGACACAAGCAAAGAAACGUCACCUUCUCCCCACCAGACACAGGCCAAUCAAGACCUGGUUAUGGAUGCUGUGUCUGUUGUUGAAUUGAAGUCCGAGAAAUGCCCGAGAGUUUGUGGUGCAGAUAUACUUGAACUUCUUGCCCAGAAGAGAAGUCGCAGUGGACGAGCAAAAGUUCUAGUAGUUGAUGUUCGCACAUCGGAAGAAUAUGCUAGAGGAACCUUAUCGGAAGCCAUAAAUCUGCCUGCCGAGUCUUCAUUAACGCCAGAAAAUUUACUCGCUUCCGGCCCUCAAACCGAUGUACUGAAUUCCUAUCGUGGUAAAAUAAUCGUGGUCAUGGGAUCGCGCAAUAAUAGGGAGCAGGUAAAUAAGUUCGCAGAGAGUCUGUUAGCACAGGAAUUCCCCCGAGUUUGUACGCUGCACAAGGGAGUGGAGGUGUUCCGAGCAUCAGGAGCACUAAUGGUUCCAUCGUAAGGCUCUGCUGGAUAGAUGAUAUGAUUGCUGGUUAUAUAUGACAAUAUUUUAAAAUAUUAUAAUCUAUUUAAAUAUUCUUUAUAUGUAUUGUAUAUUAUUUAUGAAUAAAUGAGAAAUGUCA